This is a messenger RNA of Sceloporus undulatus (fence lizard), 3666 nucleotides long. RefSeq names its product WD repeat domain, phosphoinositide interacting 2 (gene WIPI2). Lineage: Eukaryota; Metazoa; Chordata; Lepidosauria; Squamata; Phrynosomatidae. Bases 205 to 1515 code for a protein of 436 amino acids. The record is from RefSeq and is a predicted model, not a curated record. Gene Ontology annotation, cellular component: cytosol; phagophore assembly site membrane; extrinsic component of membrane. Gene Ontology annotation, molecular function: phosphatidylinositol-3,5-bisphosphate binding; protein binding; phosphatidylinositol-3-phosphate binding. Gene Ontology annotation, biological process: protein localization to phagophore assembly site; autophagy of mitochondrion; nucleophagy. The transcript has 12 exons.
GAGCAUUCUGGGGAAGGGGGACGGGACGGCGCAUGCGCGUCGAGCCCGCGGCCGCUACCGAAGCGUAAACAAGGCGCUGUGGAGCAAGAGCUAGGAGAAGAGGAUGAAGAGGCGGUCGGCGGCGGAGCGGAGCGAGGCGGAGGGCCUCCGGAGCUGAGCCUCUCGCUCGUUCUCCUCCUUCUCGGCCGGGGCUCAGGGUCCGCCAUGAACCUGGCCAGCCAGAGCGGCGAGGCCGGCGCCGGCCAACUGCUCUUCGCCAACUUCAACCAGGACAACACGUCCUUAGCUGUUGGCAGCAAGUCGGGUUACAAAUUCUUCUCCCUGUCUUCUGUGGAUAAACUGGAGCAGAUCUAUGAAUGCACUGACACAGAAGAUGUGUGUAUUGUGGAGAGACUCUUUUCCAGUAGCCUGGUGGCAAUUGUGAGCCUCAAAGCCCCACGCAAGCUAAAAGUCUGCCACUUCAAGAAGGGAACAGAGAUCUGCAACUACAGCUAUUCCAAUACAAUCCUGGCAGUCAAACUUAACAGGCAGAGAUUAAUAGUAUGCUUAGAAGAGUCUCUGUACAUACAUAAUAUACGGGAUAUGAAGGUGUUGCAUACAAUCAGGGAGACGCCCCCCAACCCUGCAGGUUUAUGUGCACUGUCCAUCAACAAUGACAACUGCUAUCUGGCCUAUCCGGGGAGUGCAACAAUUGGGGAAGUGCAGGUUUUUGACACCAUCAAUCUGAGAGCUGCCAAUAUGAUUCCCGCUCAUGACAGUCCUUUGGCUGCAUUGGCCUUCGAUGCAAGCGGCACCAAACUAGCCACGGCAUCAGAAAAGGGGACAGUGAUCCGGGUAUUUUCCAUUCCAGAGGGGCAGAAACUCUUUGAAUUCCGGAGGGGAGUGAAGAGGUGCGUAAGCAUCUCCUCUUUGGCCUUCAGCAUGGAUGGCAUGUUUCUGUCGGCUUCCAGUAACACAGAGACAGUGCACAUUUUCAAACUAGAGACUGUGAAGGAGAAACCUCAGGAGGAGCCCACCACUUGGACAGGCUACUUUGGGAAAGUCCUGAUGGUCUCCACAAACUACCUGCCCGCCCAGGUCACAGAAAUGUUCAACCAAGGCCGAGCCUUUGCGACCGUCCGCCUCCCGUUCUGUGGGCACAAAAACAUCUGCGCCUUGGCCACAAUUCAGAAGAUUCCCCGGCUGCUGGUGGGAGCAGCUGAUGGAUAUCUCUAUAUGUACAACCUGGACCCUCAGGAAGGAGGUGAAUGCACACUGAUGAAACAGCACAAACUGGAUGGCAGUAUGGAGCCAUCCAAUGAAAUUCUAGAAUCUGCAUCACAUGACCGGCCAUUAGUAGCACAGACGUACAGUGCCGCUGUGACUAAAGGUACAUAUGUGCCUUCUUCACCUACAAGACACGCCUACAACGAAGACCUGGGGGCAGUUGGUGGAGCUUGCCUGGACGAUGACCCCGGAGCUCUGCGCUUGGAUGAAGACAGUGAACACCCCCCUAUGAUCCUUCGGACUGAUUGAAACUCUGACCUGUGAACUCCACUCCGAGAAUGCCCACCUGACAUUUGAGGCUUCUGUGCUGCUACAAACUUUGACCUGAGCUGAGAGCAAAACCGAGAGGAUGACAGACUCUAAACUACUUUUGAAACAAAACACACAAAAACCCCAGUGUAGCUAUAGGCCAACUCAAUGCCAUGGGGAGGGAGGGGGGAACGCGUCUGGUUUUGCUUCAGUGGCUUUUAAAUCCUGCUCUAUCUUUUAGCUGUAAGGAUAUAUCUCGCUCUAUAUAUCUCUAUUUUGUUGUAACUGUUGCCAAAACCUGCUAUUUUUGUGCAGCCUUCAGCACCUUCCAGCUUUGCAUGCCUUCUUGUGCCAAGCAAACAGAUCCGUUUUAUAAUACAGGUUGCAGUUUUUUCCCCUAAAGAAAACAAAUAAGACGUGUUUAGCAGUCAGCACCAGCAAGGGAAGAGCAACAGAGUUUGGUUCUUCUCACGCAUGGGCUUUAUGGGCUCCUAUGGUGACUUGACAUGCGACUUUUGAAAGACGCUGCAGCGUUCCCUUUCUCGGUUUCUCUCUUGCCACAAUCUCUCCCUAACAAACCUCUUCCCUUCCUGCAUUAUCUCUCCUUUUUUCCCUCCUCCUCCUUCCUCCAUCUGGACCAUUUUGUUAAUUAAACCUUCUUUUGAAUGCUGCCUCUUUUGUGGGAGUGUUGUGUUCUCUUACCAAGGAGAAAAUGCCUAAGAUUGUUUUUCUUUCCCAAGGAGCUGCAAUAAAAGACGGUGAUAGGUGCAGACAUCAUAUUCACAAGCAAAAGAGCUAAGAGACAGGGAAAUGUCCCACUUUGGUUUGUCUCAUUGCUAGCAAGCUAGAUUAAAGGCAAUCUCCAGAUGUCACAUUAAGUUAGGAACCCUGGCUUACUAAGAGCCACAGCAUGAUUUAGCUUGUCUGAAGCAGCUAACAUGCUGCUGAUGGGUGAAACCUGGUUACUCCUUUACUCAUUUGCACAGUUUGAGCUGGCGUCCAAUUCUCAAUUGCUUGAGUACACUUAAAUCACAACCCAAAUUUUGGGACUAUGACAUGUCCCUCCUAAUUUCUUUUCCUUCUUGUGUGAAGAAGGGGAACUGACAGGAUGUGUCUGCUGACAUCAUGGUUUAAUAAGCACAGAAUCCUAGCUUAACGUGACAACUGAAUGCAGCCAACCUGUUACCGUUUUUAAAAGUGUUGAUUGUUUUAUACAAAAAUUAAUAAUCUGAAAUCAUAUUCUCUGGUCUGUUUUGUCCCAUGAAUACCACAAUACUGUAAUCCUUCAGAGGCUCAUGUGGCCCUUGUUGAUGAGUGGACAGAGCUCUUGUCCACACAGUCUGUCAGCUCAUGCUCUUGGCUUUUUGGUUUGUCUUGUAAAUGGCUGAUCUUUAUGCUUUCUUCUCUCCUAACAGUGUGGGGAACUUAGAGCUGACAAGUUUUCCCCUCCAUAACAUACAGAGAAAUUCACUCUGUCUCAGCAUCACCCUGCUGUGCAUUUUCCUCACCCCCUGAUCAACACCAUUGGUGGCACGGCAAGGACAAGACACAGUCCAUCUGUACCCAAACCUAGGCUGGCUUUUAAAAAGGGUGCCAGAAGGGAUGAGAUUGAGACAGGGCUGCUGAUUUGGGGCAGCUCUGUGUCUCAAAACGUUGCUCGGUCCCACUGUUGAGGGCCAAGUGUUCUUCCACAGUAGCCAAGGGUACAGGAAUAACCUGCGGCAUGCUCCUGUAUCCAUAUCCAUCCCCUUGGCUUCCAGCCUCAAAGAGCUCUCGGCUUCCCCUCCCGAGGUCUCUUGUGUGGCAUAACCCUUUGGCUGUGUAACCUCCGUGUCCGACAGCCUGUGUGGCAGUUCUGGUGUCACGGGAAGGAUUGGGUCUGUCUGGAACUGCCAGGACUCUGACUCUGAAAGAGUGACCAAAGCUGGGCACAACUGCCACCUUCUUUUUACAGAGCUGUAAUGUGCCUUUUUGUUGUUUUUUCUCCCUCUCUUAUUGUUCUUGUUUUUAACUUUUAGAUUUGUUUUCAGUGAGCAGAAACAAAAUCAAAAUUAUGUGUAAACCUUUUUGAAUGUGAACUUUUUGUUUUCCUUAGAUUGUUAGCCACCUUUAUUUUGUUUUAUUUUUUGGAUUAAAUUAUUACUCACUCUC